AUGUUCCAGUUCUCUGAAAUAUCUAAAUACCUCAAAGAAUCACAAAUUUCAAAGCUCAGCACAUUUUCGAAAGAGUCGCUACUUUCGAUCGGCAAUUUUGGUGGCAUAUGUUCAAAAACGCCGCUUCCGUUGUGUUUUGUGGUGAAUUCUGCACCAGCGCGAAAGAAUCUUUCGAUAGAAAGUAGUCAUUACGAGCGAACACAUGUUAAUAUUGGAGUCGUACCCAAAUGUUAUUCUAGAACGGUCGACAUAGCAAAUACGGCUAUAUUUCAAAUUGGAAAUGCAUUUGUGAACAUUCUGGCGCUAUUUGUAAUUUUAAUCAUAAGUUACAAUAUCAGGUUCAAGUACACGGCGAUCGGAAGGUCAGAAUAUGGUCAUUUUUUCCAAUUAUGUUUUCUGUUGAUAUGCAUGACUUUAGUUGUAGAUUGUGGAGUAUCCCCUCCGGGUUCAGACGCCUAUCCAUAUUUAGUGGCGAUCCAAAUAGGACUAGUUGGAGCAUGUACAUGGGCUUUAUCAGUGAUGGCGUUUCUCGGAUUCCGACUAUGGGAGGAUGGGACCCUUAAAUCGAUGUUAAUUAUGCGCGGAGUAUCGUUGGCGGGAUUUACAAUGGGAUUCGUAGUCUCUAUUGUAACCUUCUGGAGCUGGAUGCAAAAUCAUCAAGACAUGGCAACAAACACAACAGCAUUAUUCGUGGUUAUUUAUGGCCUCAAUGGACUCUCACUUGUGUUGUACAUAGUAUGUCAGUUGGUGGUUUCAAUUUUUAUGCUUGGUAACCUCUGGAUGGCAGGUUCCAUAGUCUUGGGCACCAUAUUCAUGUGCACUGGGCAGGUAUUAAUGUACACAAUUUCAACAGAAAUAUGCGAAGGCGUCAAACAUUAUCUAGACGGAUUAUUCAUUGGGAGUUUAUUCAAUGUUUUCACAUUGAUGAUGUUGUACAAAUCAUGGGAUAUUUCAACGGACGAUGACCUUGAGUUCAGUGUCAGUGUUAGCUCGGAUGGCGAUGUAAUGUAUAACGCAGACAUAAAUAUUUAA
Molecule: messenger RNA, 1032 nt
Organism: Eremothecium sinecaudum
Lineage: Eukaryota; Fungi; Ascomycota; Saccharomycetes; Saccharomycetales; Saccharomycetaceae
Gene: CHS7
Product: Chs7p
Exons: 1
Coding region: 1-1032 (343 amino acids)
Biological process (GO): protein folding
Cellular component (GO): endoplasmic reticulum membrane
Source: RefSeq, a predicted model, not a curated record